UGGACCGGCUGAGGGAGACCGUAUCCUUCCCGCUGCCGCCGGGGAGGAGGCGCGGGGCCUAGCGGCUGGGCGGCAGCCUGCUCCUUAACCGAGCGCCCCGGUACGGGAUAGCGUUCCGCCUGCAGUACCUGGCCCCGUCGCCGGCAGGGAAGAGGAACGUUAAACCUCGUCUUCCCGUCUCAUGGACGCCUUGGGGUGGCACGUAGGCCUGGCAGCAGUUCUCGGUUUGACGUUCCUAGCGAGUCUCGGCUUGCGGUACCGGCCGCCCGGGUUCUGUAGCGGUGGGCGUCCGGGCAUGGAGCGUUGCUGUAGGCCUGGAGCGAAGUCCCCGCGCUCGGCUCCAGUCUCCGCAUGCUGUCGGGCCGCCGGUGUAUAGCUGUGGGUGGCGCGUUAUUCCGAAGGUGCUACUGCGCUGAUGCUCUGGGUGUUCGCAGUAACGGGUGAAGCGGAAGGCUCAGUGCCUAGGGAGGAGUGGCAUGGCCGUGUUACUGCGCUCUCUGUUGCACCAGAAUUUCGACGGCUGGGCUUGGCCGCUAAAUUGAUGGAACUACUGGAAGGAAUUUCAGAAAAAAAGGGUGGAUUUUUCGUCGAUCUCUUUGUGAGAGUAUCAAAUCAGGUUGCGGUAAAUAUGUAUAAGCAACUGGGCUACAGUGUGUACCGGGCGGUGUUAGAGUACUACUCUGCUAGCAGUGGAGAGCCAGAUGAAGAUGCUUAUGCCUGCCAUUUCCUUUCCGUUCAGCUGAGUUUCAUGCAGCGUCGCAUUCCAAUUGAUAACAUUGCUGCUGAACGAGAUGAAGGACAUCAAACUAUUCGAGCGUGUCCAGAGGAGGGCCACCAAGAUGGUGAAAGGUCUCGAGGGCAAGACUUGCGAGGAGCGAGAAGAGCAGGAUACGAGAAAAGCUCUUUCCAGAGAUAUGGAGAAGAAAUCGAUUAUACCUCUGCCUCAUCCUGUGAGACCAGAAGAUUCUGAGUAACUGUAAGCUGUGAUUCCCAGGCAACUUCCUAAGUGUGUCAGGUUCCUUCUGCCCCCAGCCCCCAAGAACUUAUGGGCACGGGACUGAACUUAGGUUCACUGCUGAUUUGAAAAAGCCACACAAUCAAAGCAGUCAAGGGUCUCCAUCCGCUAUGGACCAGAUUCAAGACCAAUUCGGUGUUCUGGGUACCCAUACAGACCUUAACAUGCUGUGUCCGCUGAAGUAAUCUGCGGUAAAGAUUUCUUGUUUUCUCAUACUCCUCUUGCUCAAUUUCAAAGUCAAUGUAGGAUUUCCAAGGAACCUGCAAAAGAGUCUCCUUAUGUUCACAGCAUCCUCAGACAACCCUGUAUCUAACACUGAGAUAAUGCAAUUUAUUUUUUUUAAUGGAGGAGCAUGAAUACAUGUGGAAUUUGCAGAAAUGCAAUUCAGAGAUCAGAGUAUUAAUUGACUGUAUGAGCUAGGAUUAAGACUAAGUAAUAAUCAGAUCUUGGGCAUGUAAUCCAUUUAGCUUACUCCUGUGAGCAUGUUUCUCCCUU
Gymnogyps californianus (California condor) is the source of this 1510-nucleotide messenger RNA. It is a transcript of the gene NAA20, whose product is annotated as N-alpha-acetyltransferase 20, NatB catalytic subunit. Gene Ontology annotation, biological process: N-terminal peptidyl-methionine acetylation. Gene Ontology annotation, cellular component: NatB complex. The coding region runs from base 416 to 970 and encodes 184 amino acids. The transcript has 7 exons. Gene Ontology annotation, molecular function: protein-N-terminal amino-acid acetyltransferase activity. The record is from RefSeq and is a predicted model, not a curated record. NCBI's taxonomy places the organism in Eukaryota, Metazoa, Chordata, Aves, Accipitriformes, Cathartidae.